This is a messenger RNA of Babesia sp. Xinjiang, 2103 nucleotides long. RefSeq names its product Serine/threonine-protein kinase Nek4. Gene Ontology annotation, biological process: protein phosphorylation. Gene Ontology annotation, molecular function: ATP binding; protein kinase activity. The record is from RefSeq and is a predicted model, not a curated record. NCBI's taxonomy places the organism in Eukaryota, Apicomplexa, Aconoidasida, Piroplasmida, Babesiidae. Bases 1 to 2103 code for a protein of 700 amino acids. The transcript is spliced from 12 exons.
AUGACGCUUCCGUAUACUCUGCCCUUGACGCGAGAGACGGUCAAUCGGCACUUUAAGGUGGCACGUCAACUCGGUAAUGGAGCCUAUGGAACUACUACUUUGCUAACUGAUGAAUUGAACAACACCAUCGUCAGUAAGCGCAUAGAUGUUGCAUCAUUUUCUGACGUGGAACGUAUGCUUUGUAUGAAUGAAAUCAAGCUCAUCGCCAAUAUUAAUCACCCUUUCAUCGUAAAGUACCUCGGCAGUUAUCUAGAAGGGAAUGUCUUGUACAUACUGACACAAUACUGCAAAGGUGGUGAUCUCCACCGUUAUAUCGCGCAAAAAAGGAAAGCAAAUGAGCCCAUCCGUGAGGAGCGUAUUACCAAGUGGCUGGCACAACUAUUAUCGGCUCUCAAGUAUCUUCACAAACACCAUAUUUUGCACCGAGACUUGAAAUCACUAAACGUACUUAUCGAUUCUGACAAGUCACUGAAGCUUUGUGACUUCGGGGUCUCAAAAGUAUUGAACGCUACAGCUGACCACACGAGAACAGUUAUUGGCACCCCCUAUUACUUCAGUCCAGAACUGAUUAAUGGUCAAGAGUAUAGCUGGCCAUCGGAUAUCUGGGCACUAGGCUGUCUAACAUAUGAGUUGGCAACAUUUAAAACUCCGUUUGACGGCGCCAAGGGCAUGCAACAACUGGUGAAACACAUAAAAACAAGCCCGAUCCCCGACCUCCCGAGGAACUAUUCCCCGGAGCUCAACUCGCUUUUCAAGUCAAUGAUGUUUCACGAUGCUAGAUUCCGACUCUCUGCGUCUGAACUCCUAGCUACUGAGAUCAUGCAGAAGGCCCUUCGGCAAAUGCUCAAGGAAGCGGAACACAAUGUUGCGCCGCAACUAAUCGACUCUAUGCCGAACAACCCAUUCCAAAGCGAAUGUAUAUCGAGUCAAAACGAUAGCUGCGAAUUAGGACUUUUCUGCUGUGGUUCGUCAAGCACAUGUGUCGGUGUCGCGGCCAAAAUUGAGCUAAUGAAACCUCACACAAUACCAUCCGAAAGCAGAUCAUGCCCUGCGUUUCCUUCACACGAUGCAAUUAUAUUGCAUUGUGUACGUUUGGCCAGCGCACAUUUGGGCAUUGACGUAACUGGACUUGAUCUCCAGGGUGAACUGGACGCAUCCAACUUUGGAUAUCUUACCACAGAGACGGUGACUGGUGGUAUUACAAACAUCCUAUUCAAAGUUACAAACACCAAGAAUGGCAAAAUUGUGGCUGUUCGUAUCUUCGGACACAAGACUGACCAGUUCAUAGAUCGUUCGAAUGAACGUAUUAUUCAAAGUCACCUUUGUCUACAGGGUCUUGCCAAGAAAGUGUAUGCACGGUUUAACGGAGGACAGAUUGAAGAAUGGUUACCAGGGGAGGCUUUAUCCGAUGCCGACUUCCAAAGUUACAAAUACAGCCAUCUUAUUGCUCGGCAAUUGCACAAGUUGCAUACCACCCCUGGCCAAAAGGCCCUUUAUCAAAAGCUGCACCCACACCUAGCCGUGGAUGGAAAAGUCAAAUUCGAAUCACAAUUAUGGCCAAGUGUCUGGAAGUUUUACAAUCUAUGUAUCGCUAACAUGGAAGUAUUGGAACCGAUUAUUGGAGGCCAAUUCAAUCUUUUCGAAAUCAAAAAGUGUAUCGAGAAAUUGUCGGCCAUAUGUGACGUCAAAAAGUCUGAGGUAGUGUUAUCGCACUGCGAUCUCUUGAAUGGCAAUGUCAUCAUUGUCAGCGCAGAUGAAGCCGUAUUCUUAGACUACGAAUAUGCCUGCUUUAUGGAACGUGGAUUUGACAUUGCUAACCAUUUUAUUGAACACUGUGGUAUAGAGUGCAACUGGGACCAUCUACCUGAUGAGACCGUACAGCGCGGCUUCCUUCGUCAUUACCUCGGUGAUCGGGCAACGGAGGACCAAGUUAGCAAACUUUAUGAUGAAAUACAGCCCUAUUUCGUCGCUUCCAACCUUUUCUGGGGGCUUUGGGGUCUGCUACAAUGUAUGUAUUCAACCCACGAUGUAGAUUUCCAGCAUUACGCCCGCAGUCGUAUAAUGUGUGCUAUUAACGACGAAAGGUGGCACUUGUUCAAAUAA